UGGACAAGUGAACAGUAACAUGUAGCUUACAUAUUUGCUGAAUAGAUAGCCGUCUUGCCGUAAAAUUUCAUAAUAUGUCAACGGUAUAGAUGAAGACACGUUUUAAGUGCAAUAAUAAUUCUCAGUGUAAAGGCGUGUUAUUUUACUAAUAACAAAUACGUAUUAAAUAAUGUUGGCAACGGUUAAACAUUUGCUAGCGCAAAAGCGUAUUGUAUUAGCAAGCAGUUCUCCUCGGCGGCAGGAACUUAUAAAAUCCAUUGGACUCAAUAUUGAGUUAUGUCCAUCAAACUUUGAAGAAAAUUUGGACUAUCAUGAUUUCAAGGAAUUCGCUGGAUUUGUUGAAGCUACUGCUGAUGGCAAGGCUGAAGAGGUGUAUCAACGCUUGCAUGCCGCUGAUCCUUCAUCAGAUUUACUGGUUAUAGGCGCAGACACAAUGGUCACGUUAGGUGAUGAAGUUUAUGGCAAGCCAAAGGAUGCUGCCGAUGCUGUUCGCAUGCUGACUAAUCUUUCAGGCAAAUGCAAUCGCACGCAUACGGGUAUUGCGCUGCGUCACAGUAAAGGCAGUCGACAUUUUACAGAAACUACUGAUGUAUACUUCGGUGAAUUAAGCAAAGAACAAAUUCAGGACUAUGUUGAUAGCGGCGAACCGCUCGAUAAAGCGGGCGCCUAUGGCAUACAAGGAAUUGGUGGCUCCUUAAUUGCUAAAAUUGAAGGUGAUUAUUAUUGUGUUAUGGGCUUGCCAUUACAUCGCCUGUGCAAGGAAAUAUGUGCUUUGCUUGAGGAAACCGAAAAUGGUUGCUCUGCCGAAAAGAAAUCAAGAAAAGAGUGAUAUAGUGAAUGACAGAUAAAAUAUUUGUUCUAUGCCGCAGAUAUUGAAUUUUAAUACCAAAGUCAUAAGCUAAAUUUACAAAAGAUCUCAGUGAAUUAUAAUUAAAAUGACAAAAUUAUUAAAAUGAGAAUCUGUUAGAAAAAUUAUAUUGGAAAAGUGCUUAUUUUAAAUUUGUUAAACAACGUAUGUGGCUGAUAGGAAGAAGCCUAGUGUAUAUGAGAUUAGAAAUAUCAGACAUUAUUUAAAGUUUUACAGGCUAGUUACUCAGAAAUGCGUUCACAUAGCCAAGAUAGCACAGUGCUAUGAUGGUAUGCGAGUUGUUAUUGCGCCAGAAAACGUUCCAGAUGUAAUUUUGACGUAAAGUGCCGAGUGUCGAAAAAAAUCGUUGUCCGUUCCGGUUACUUAGACUCGACUGUUGUGGGUGUAUGUGAGUUGUAUUUAUGUUUUCACAUAUCGUCACCUGAAAUGCAAAAUAACGUAACAACAUUUUCGGAAAUGUAAAGUGGCAUGAAUGAAACUCGCAAUAAAAUGGAACAUGAGUGAAAAAAAAAUUUAAUAUUGGUUAAAACUGGUUUAUAUCUGAGUGCAGAACCUGAAAAUGUUGAACAUAUGUUAUAUUAUCUUUGUAAUUUGAAGUGGUGAAGCGUAAUCAAUAAGACACUCAAUUUCGAAUUUUUUGAUGAUACGUUAUUUUGCAUUUCAGGUGACGAUAUAUUCCAAGCUUAUUAUUUGAAUUUUGUUGAAAAAUGUUUUUUUUUUUUAUUUCAAUUUAUUAUGCGAAUGUAUGUACUUGAAAGCAAUUAUUCAAUAGCCCACCAUAUCGGCCGUAACUGCUGUUUUUGUAUCUGCAAUUUGUUAGUGCAAUUAUAAUCCUCAAACAUCAAUGCUGUGGUUAGUUCAUUUUUUUCCUCUGCGAAUGGCAGGCACCUUGUCGUGGUGCAGGGGCUUAAGUCGCAUGGUAUACUCUGCACCUUCCAACCGGUGUGAGCGGUGCUGCCUUGCACUCCUUAGGCGGGUUGUCAGAUGACGUAUGCGUGCGGCAACCAAGAUCUGCCACCUCCUAAUCCAGGGUGUUAUGCGACUCCCGUGCCCAUUGGAUGAUUUGCAGCCAGGAGGUUAAUUCGGCUGUAUUCUAACGGAGCCUUCCCAACAUCGGGCCGAAUUGGGAAGUAAUGGUGGCCUUACCGCGUCAAGGGGCUCUGGCGCGGCGGACCUUUGUGUUCCCCUAUAUAAAUGUAGACCCGACCGCUCACCGCGUUGAGCCGAGGGUCGUAAGAACAAGAUGAUAAACAACAAUACAACAAACACAACUUCAACAAUUACUACGACAAGGCAACAACCACAGCAGACGGCAAAGGACAACGGCAAUGACAACAGUACCGGUGCAGGUAAGGUGUGUUCAGGAGCUAAACCUUUGUUUAGCUUCCUGGAUGCCCUAUCGCUAGAGGAUCGUGCGCUAUUUGAAGAGCUUAUCAGGGAGGAUGACAUCGACAUGCCCUCCUGCAGUGGCGCUCAGCAGACGACAUCCACUGCGGUCCCUGGAAAUGUGACGAACACCACCAUAGCACCCCCAAACAGGCUCACCUGCUCGCAUUCCGGAGAAGGGGGUAGUCGAAAGAGGAAAAGGAAACGAAGACGCAGACUACCGCCUCUACCACCAGCUGGUCAGCCAGGUGGUCACGAUGACCCUCGUAGAAGGGGAAUGAGCGGUGCCUGCCUUAAAUGGUACCUGAGGCAUCUCCAGGACGGAAGAACUCCUGACGAGGCCGAGAAGAUGGCCCUUAACAGGAUCAGAGGCAGCGCCACUACAAGGGCACGUAAGGCCGGAAAUACCAUAUCCGUUAGCAAAGGGACUAGCGGGAUUCGAAUCCAUGAUCCAUUCAACGCCAAUCCAUCCAGUAAUUGCGGAAGUGAAAAGACGGCGCCUCCGAAGAUACACACCACGAAACGCAAAAGCGAACACAUAACGCCACAGGAGCCACCGAACUCUAAACGGCAGAAGGUUGAUUAUGGCCAGGUAGCUGGAGGGCUACUCUCCGCACCUAAUCCUCCACGGGCUUCUAAGGAACACCGCAGAUGUGCGGUUGCUUUAAAAGGUAUACAGAUGGUUGUGCUGCCUCUCAAUUACCCGGCGGAGACUAUAGGGUCAGAGGAGCUUACCACUCUACAAGAUCUCCUCAUGGAAGAGGUGUACAGAGGGUGUGGGUACCCAGUGUCCUUCCAUGGGGUGCAUUUUAAGUACAGUAUGCUACAGGUGGAUUGCAAGGACGAAAGAAGUGCUAACUGGCUAAGGGAGAUCGCUCCCAAGCUGUUAGGCUGGAACGGCCCCGUCCUAUGCGCAAAGAAGAGAGAAGACAUUCCGCCCAUGCACACCAUGACUGUGUUCCUCCCCAGGUCUGCCGAUAAACCAUAUGAAUUUGCUCUACGGCUCAUCAAGAACCAAAACCGGGGAAUUAAUACCUCCUCCUGGCGAGUGGUAUAUAGCAAAGUUGAGGAUUCUGGAUGGAGGCUGAAUAUCUGUGUGGACGAUGAGGCCUAUAAAUUCAUCCGGAAGGAGCGCUAUCGCCUAUACUACCGGUUCAGCUCGGUAGUCAUGAGACCCUACAGGUCCAACGCUACUAAGGAGAGCGGAAAUGAUGAGAAAGUGCUGGUAAACGAGGAUACUACGAAGGACAGCGUAGAUGAGGACGGGUACCUCAUAAAAGAGAUCCUAUAGUCGUCAGCCAUGCGAAAGUUGCCCAGGUGAACCUGCAGGUUUACAUCGGAUAACCUGGGCAUUCUGCUAAUACACGAGCCAUGGUUCCACAAAGAAAAGAUUUCCAAACACAGGACCUAGUCGCUGUGCAGGCCAAAGGAUAACGGAGGUGUAGACUUCCUCACACUAUCACUAUCUGCACCUACAGAGGCUGUGAAGACUACUGCAGGAGAAAUAGAUUGCCCCUGAUUCUGGGUUGCGAUGCAAACGCACGCCACGCAGAAUAGGACAACACGCAGGACAAUGCUGCUGUUUUUAGAGAGUCAACUGUCGAAGAAUGAAUUUCCCAGCCGAAGCUCAUACAUAGCAAGUGUAUGGAAAAUAGGAUGAAACAUUGGCAUUCCUGAGUUGAAUCAAAAGAUGUCUUUUUGAGGGCAACAACAAAGAUUUGUAUUAAAUUACCUGAAAAUGUAUUUUAGUUUUGAGUCCGACUCAAAUUUGAUCAAUAAGUAUAUUACAAUAAAAAGUGAUACAGACAAUCUGAAUAAACUGAAAA
Molecule: messenger RNA, 4080 nt
Organism: Bactrocera dorsalis (oriental fruit fly)
Lineage: Eukaryota; Metazoa; Arthropoda; Insecta; Diptera; Tephritidae
Product: dTTP/UTP pyrophosphatase
Exons: 7
Coding region: 170-829 (219 amino acids)
Molecular function (GO): nucleoside triphosphate diphosphatase activity
Source: RefSeq, a predicted model, not a curated record